CCGGUCUCUUUAGAACUUUAUUCCGUGUUCUUAUGUGAUUUUUAUUUUGAUUAAGUGAGCAGCAAUUAUAAUGUGGAAUAAACUAUCAUUUCUAAUUAUUGGAUUAAUUAUAACAAAUUGUGUUUAUUCAUUUCCACAAGCUCCACAACAACAACAACAACAGCAACAACAUGCUGCACCAAUAGAAAUUAUAUCAAAAUCAGAAGACACUUUACCUGACGGAAGUUUUAACUCAAGUUAUGAAAGUUCUGACGGAACAAGAGUUGAAAAUCAUGGAUAUUUUAAACGAAUUCAAGUACCUCAGUAUGAAGAUGCAAAUGGAAAGGUAGUAGAGGCACAUGAAGAAGAUGUAUUUGUACAAACAGGUUCCUAUAGUUAUUAUGAUCCAGAGGGAAAUGUUAUUCAAUUACAAUAUAUCGCUGAUGAAAAUGGUUUUCAACCAACCGGUGAUCAUUUACCAAAACCAACUGAACAAGUUGCACAACAACAACAACAACAACAGCAAUACCAACAAGAGUUGAAAUCUCAACAACAACAUCAACAACUACAUCAAGAUAGACCCAUACAAAAUCAGUAUACAAGAAGAACUCGCCAAUCAUAUUAUACUGCAGAGCCAGGAUUAGGAAUUGUUGAAAAUAGACCAAUUAAUGAUUAUAGACCAUCAUCAUCAUUACCAUACUCAACCAAUCCGUUACGUUACAUUCGUCAACAGUUGUAUCAAGAUAGACCAAUUUAUCAGGGAUAUUAUCCAUCAAAUGGUGGUCUAUCAAGUGUUAUUCAAUCACGUCCCUCAUAUUAUCCAGGAUAUAAUCAAAAUGGUGGUUUAUCUACAACUGUUAUAUCAAGGCCAUCAUAUCCAUCAUAUAGUAAUGGUGGAUUAUCGGAAACAAUUCAUACAUCUCCAUCAACUAAUUAUGCCUACUAUCAAUAUUAUAAUCCAAAUUGUUUACCAAAUUCAGGAUUAUCUGAGAAUAUAGAAACGAAACCGUCCUACUCUAAUGGAGGCUUAUCAACAACUAUUGUAACAAAACCAUCAUCUUCACUCUGCUAUUAUCCAAAUAAUGGAGGUAUUUCUGAAUCUAUAAUAACUAAUCCAUCAUAUAAUUCAAAUGGUGGAUUAUCUCAAACUGUAAUAUCAAAACCAUCUUAUCCAAAUUCAAAUGGUGGUGGAAUAUCUGAAACUGUUGAAACAAAACCAUCUUAUAAUCCAUGCAUUUAUUAUCCUGGAGUAUCAGCUUUACAAAUUCCACCAAAUCAACAUCCAUGCUAUAAUCAAAAUGGUGGAAUUUCUGAAAGUAUAAUAACUAGUCCUUCAUAUAAUCCAAAUAGUGGAAUUGGUGAAACAAUAGAAUCAAAACCAUCAAGUCAUUCAAGUUAUAGUACAAAUGAAGGAUCUUCAACAACACAAAACAGUGGAGGUUUAAUAUCAGGGAAUACAAAUGAUUUAAAUUCGCAUGAUAUAUCGAAAUUUCACAGAUUAGGAUCAAUUGAUAAUAUACCAACAAAUACUGAUACACAAUCUACUACGACUGCUUCAUCAAUUGGUGUAUCAUCACAUAUAUCUACCACAAGUUCUUAAAUUUUAUUCGAAAUUCGAAGUUCUAAUAUUAAUUUUGUAAAUCUAAGUCAUAUUUAGUUAUACUUUAUAAUUAAUGGGUAUAGUAUAUUAUGUUGUAAUAGUCCGAUAUACUCUGAUAUUUACUUAUUAAAUGUAGUAUUUGGAUUUAAAAUUCGAUUAUUUGGAGAAAAUUAAAAUUAAAAGCCAAUGCCUCACUGAUAUUUCAACAAAAAAAUUUUAUAUUUAAAUUUUCAAUAAAACUGGAACAAAAUUUCACUUAUUACUGUUAA
Molecule: messenger RNA, 1848 nt
Organism: Condylostylus longicornis
Lineage: Eukaryota; Metazoa; Arthropoda; Insecta; Diptera; Dolichopodidae
Product: adhesive plaque matrix protein-like
Exons: 2
Coding region: 71-1579 (502 amino acids)
Cellular component (GO): chitin-based extracellular matrix
Molecular function (GO): structural constituent of chitin-based larval cuticle
Source: RefSeq, a predicted model, not a curated record